Messenger RNA from Oryza sativa Japonica Group (Japanese rice), 1124 nucleotides. RefSeq names its product enoyl-CoA delta isomerase 1, peroxisomal. The record is from RefSeq and is a predicted model, not a curated record. Lineage: Eukaryota; Viridiplantae; Streptophyta; Magnoliopsida; Poales; Poaceae.
UUUUGUUUUCAUGAGCAGCAUUCGUUUGUCGCUAGGCAAAGGGCCAGUAUGCAGAGUCCAGUCCUCACUCCUGCAUCAGCUAGAGUAGUGACUGAAUGACAAUGUCCUCCUUCUGUGAGUGGGCGAAAACCGACGACGGCGUCUUUCACCUGAAGCUCACCGGAGUCGAUGGCCAUCACUACCUAACCAAGGAAGCUCUCCAUGAGCUCAGGCAGAAGCUCGCAGAGAUCCGCGAGCUCGCCUCGUCGUCGCCGGAGCCAUGCCGAGGCCUCAUCACCUCCUCCUCCUCCUCCUCCUCGCCGUCGUCGCCGACGACGGGCUCCUUCUGCGACGGCAUCGACCACAAGAGCCUCCGGGCCAACAUGGCCGCUCCGGUGGCCGAGCAGGCCAGGGUCCUCGCCGACGGCAUGGCCGCCGUGGUGCGGGAGCUCCUCGCCAUGCCGAUGCCCACAGUGUGCGCGGCCACGGGGGGCGCGGCGUCGCUGGGCCUCGCCCUGGCGCUCGCGCACGACGACCUCGUCGUCCUCAGCGACGCCUACUACAAGCUCGGCAACGUCGAGGACGGCGUCGCCGUGCCACCGCACGUGGCGGCGCUCGUCCGGGAGAAGACCGACCGGUGGUACACGCUGACGACGCUCAAGUCGAGGCCGCGCACGGGCAGCUGGAUGAGGAGGUGGUACUUCGCCGACGGCGAGGCGGCCAGCCGCGACGGCGUGGUGCGGGAGGCGGAGAGGCUCGUCGGCGAGUGGCCGGCGGCUGGCGAGGACGGGAAGGUGCACGCCGAGACGCGGAGGCAGCUCUACCGGGAGAGCUGGGAGGCCGUGUGUGCCAUUGUUCAUGACGAAUAAUGGAUAAUCUCGAGCGAUAUCGUCUCACCGGCGUCAGCGUGCAUCCAUGGACACGAGCUCUUCGUCUCAUCGUGAUCGACGUUCACCUUUGAUUCUAUUUUAAUUCCCUUCUCCUUGUGUUGUGGCAGAUCUUCAUCGAUGAUAUCUGCUCUUGGCGAUUGUGACUUUGUAUUUGAUCAUCGAUCUUCAUCCAUAUACUCGAUCGAUCCGAACUUUAUCAUGAUACAGUCCUUUUGAAAUUAAUAAAAUCGUCAUGCACAUUAUAUUGUUGGAUAA